GUGUCUGUCUUUCUCUGAUUCAUGGAACCUCGCAGCUUCAAACAUGUUUUCAUCGGCCUUAUAUUUUCAAUGACAUUGCCGCCAAGUCGAAGCGGUUCUUUAGCGCCUUGCAAUUUUCCAGCCAUCUUUAACUUUGGGGACUCAAAUUCCGACACCGGUGGACUAUCAGCGGCAUUUGGACAAGCCCCUGCUCCCAACGGAGAGACCUAUUUCCAUGCCCCGGCAGGACGGUAUUCUGAUGGGCGACUGAUAAUUGAUUUCAUAGCUGAAAGCUUGGGAUUACCGUAUCUUAGUGCUUAUCUGGACUCAGUGGGUUCAAAUUUCAGCCAUGGAGCCAACUUUGCAACUGCCGGAUCAACCAUCAGGCCACAAAACACAACCAGGUCUCAAAGUGGGUUUAGUCCAAUAUCAUUGGAUGUGCAGUCGGUCCAAUUCUCGGACUUUAACAGAAGAUCUCAGAUAUUCAAUAAACAAGGGGUAUUUGAUAAAUUGUUGCCCGAGGAGGAAUAUUUCUCUCAGGCCUUGUACACUUUGGACAUUGGCCAAAACGAUCUCACAGCAGGCUAUAAGCUUAACCUGACCACGGAACAAGUAAAGGCAUAUGUUCCAGAGGUACUCCGCCAAUUUUCUGAUGCUGUUAAGCGAGUAUAUGAUCAAGGAGGAAGAGCAUUUUGGAUACAUAACACAGGACCGGUAGGCUGCCUACCGUAUGUUCUGGACAGAUUUCUCAUUACUGCCCCUCAGGUAGACAAAUAUGGCUGCGCCAGUCCGUUCAAUGAGGUGGCUCAGUAUUUCAACCGAAGACUGAAAGAUGAUGUUAUUCGAUUAAGGAAAGAACUUCCUUUGGCUGCAAUUACAUAUGUUGAUGUCUACUCUGUGAAGUACACUCUCAUCAGCCAAGCCAAGAAAUUUGGAUUUAAGCUUCCUCUUAUAGCUUGCUGUGGCCACGGUGGGAAGUAUAAUUUCAACAACUCGGUCAGGUGUGGGGGAAAGAUUACUGUAAAUGGCAAGGAGAUCUUGAUUGCAAAUUCAUGCCAAAAUCCAUCAGUUCGGGUUAACUGGGAUGGGAUUCAUUUCACAGAGGCUGCUAACAAGUGGAUAUUCGAACAAAUCGCCAAUGGCUCCUUUUCCGACCCACCGAUCCCAUUGAAAAUGGCAUGUCAAAGAAUGGACCACUGACUUGAUUUUCAUUGUCACCAACUCUGAAGGCUUUCCAUCCUCCAAAUAACUUCUUUUCGUUCACAUAGACGAUAGUUUGGCCUUCAAUAAUAUUAGCAAUAGACUGUUAUAUAUACUCAUUUCAAUAAAAGCUGGUUGUUUUAUUAAAUUUU
Theobroma cacao (cacao) is the source of this 1331-nucleotide messenger RNA. RefSeq names its product GDSL esterase/lipase At3g26430-like. NCBI's taxonomy places the organism in Eukaryota, Viridiplantae, Streptophyta, Magnoliopsida, Malvales, Malvaceae. The record is from RefSeq and is a predicted model, not a curated record. Gene Ontology annotation, molecular function: hydrolase activity, acting on ester bonds.